This is a messenger RNA of Cydia fagiglandana, 3612 nucleotides long. RefSeq names its product myb-like protein X. The record is from RefSeq and is a predicted model, not a curated record. NCBI's taxonomy places the organism in Eukaryota, Metazoa, Arthropoda, Insecta, Lepidoptera, Tortricidae. The transcript is spliced from 13 exons. The coding region runs from base 1 to 3612 and encodes 1203 amino acids.
AUGCCGAAUAAGUACUUUAUUUACGCCGGCGGGCGUUGGUGCGAGGUGGACAUGCGGCGGGGCCGCGUGGAGGGCUUUCGUCAACGCGCGCGUUUUUGCUACCUACGCGGCGGAAGGUUGGAAGUGGGGCGCAGUGCGACUAUCCUGCAGGCGCUACGGGCGCUGGCGGCCGGUGCCGGCGGUGCUGCGCGCGAUUCCGCACCUCUACCUCACCGGCGACGUCAUAAGCGUCGAGAGAGUGCGCGCACGCACCGCUGCUGCUCCCAGCAUCGCCAUCACUCCAGAUGCGAUUUAAACGCCAACGAGUUAGACGACAAGGAAACCCCUUUAACUGUCCAAGCCCUAGAGACUUCCCCGCGCAAAAGGAAAAGAUCCCCCAGCGAGGAAUCACACAGCAAAGCGAAGCAGAUUAAGAGCGAUGAAGCAACACAACAAACUAAGUCUCCGCAAAAGAAGGCAGUAGAAGAUAAAGAGGAGUUAAUUGUGAAAAGUCUGUUAGAAGACAGUAAGGAAAAUAAGUCACCGCCAAAGAAAACUGUCAAAGUACGAGCCCCAGAAGAAGAGAAACUAGUACAAAGUCUUCUAGCAAGCAGCUCUUCAGAAGACAUAAAGGAACAGAUACGGUCACCUAAGAAGCCUGGUCCAAGAUCACGCAAAGAAACACAAAGAAGUCCGCAGAAGUUGCAGAAAGCGAAGACUGUAGUUAGAGGGAAAGAAGAAGAGAAGUUAGUGCAGUCGCUGCUGCAGACCAGUUCUGAUGAUGAACAGGUUCCAAACAAAUCUAAAACUUCACCCAUAUCUGAGCGGGUUCUCUCGGACAGCAGUACCUCGUCCUCAGAGCAGAAAGAGAUGUGCAAGGAGCUGGUGAUCGAUGACCACGACGUGAGGGUGCUGCGCCGGUUCCUCGCCAGAACUGUGGAGGCAGAGGACCUCAAGAGGUUCGACAAAGAUGAGGAAUACAAAACCAGAGUGUUUUACAAGCUGAACCCGCUGGUGUGUCUAAAACGGUGUGGACCGCUAGAAAAGCUGCUGACACAGCGGCUCACUUUAAAGGAGUUUGCCAGACACCUCGGGCUUAGGAGUGUAGCCGACGUAACCCCGGAGAAAAGGUAUCGUAUGCGGCACAGCACGCGACAGGCGCGCAACACAGCCAGUAUAACCAGCGACAGUGAGAAAGAGAAGGCGAAUCCUGGCCCGAGUGAGAAAGAGAAGGCGAAUGCCGUCCCGCCGAAGAGGAGGCAGCUCUGGAACAGAAACAGAGAGAUGUUCAGCAACUCCCAAUCGCCCCUGUCCAGCGAGUUGAAAGUCAAGCCACAGAUACACAGACCGGCUCGAAACAGUUCCCGAGACACCACUGACAGCGACACAGAGGCCAAGCAACACAUCCGGAGACACCUCGAGAGACGGGCCAGUGCCAAGCUCAACCCGGAGAGAAAAAAAACUAAAGAUGAUGACUCUAUAGUUGUAGAGAGUGAUAGUGAUGAAAGUAGUAAAUCUGGUAAUCAAAGGAAAACUAGACGUAAGUCUAAAGGAACAGCGGACGAUGAUGAAUCUAUGCUAGUCAGUGAUGAUAAUAGUAGUAAUGCUGAUGGUAAUCAAAGGAAAACUAGACGCAAUUCUAAAGGAACAAAGGAUGAUAAAAAACAUGUGCUAGUCAGUGAUGAUAAUAGUAGUAAUGCUGAUGGCAAUGAAAGGAAAACUAGACGCAAGUCUAAAGGAACAAAGGAAGAUAAAAAAUGUGUGCUAGUCGGUGAUGAUAAUAGUAGUAAUGCUGAGGGUAAUAUAAGAAAAACUAGACGCAUGUCUAAAGGAGCAAAGGAAAAUAACGAAUCUGUGCUGGUUAGUGAUGAAAGUGAUAGUGUUGUCGUUCAAAAACAACGAAAAUCAAGAAGCAGAACUAGAGCAAAGAGCAAAACUGCUGAUGAUGAAUCAGUGGUUAUUAGUGAUGAAUCUGAACAGAGUGAUAACAAAAAAAGUGAUAGUACUAAUGAAAGUGCUGGACUAUCUACUAGGAGAACGAGAUCUCAAGGUCCGGAAAAGAGAGUGCUAAGAGAACACAACAAGUCUGUAAUUGUUAGUGAUUCAGAUAGUAACGCGCAACGGAAACGUAGGACUUCUAGAACAAAGUCUAAGGAGACUAAUAAAAGGCAUGGUAAAUCUAUUCUAGUUAGUGAUAGUAAUACAGAUGAAAAUCAGGUGAAAAAUGUCCGAACUAGAUCUAAAGACCCUAACAAAGACUUACAGGAUAUUAAAGCAAAUGAUAGAAAGGAAAAAAAAGAAAGUGAUAGAAGAACUGAAAAAGACGUUGUAGGUUCAACUGAAACUAAAAAAACAACGAGGUCAUCCAUGAAGAUUACAGAAGAUAACUCUAAGGAGAAUGACAAGGCAAAGAGUUCUAAAAAAGAUGAAAUAUCUAGAAUAAUUGAAAACACAGCUAAUAAAAGAAAAGAAAAACCAGGACCUUCAAGAAGAGAACUUAAAGAAAGUCCUAAGAAGCCAGAAAGAGAUAACGAUCGAGAUAAGUCAGAAAUAAGCGAUAGUAGCGACGCAUUUGAGACAUCUAAGUUUUCACCAAAGAAAAAUAGAGAGAACAUAAAAGUAGGUAAGCUUUUGACUAAAAGAAUAUCGGCUAUGAAUAAGCCAAGAAAUCAUAAAGGGAAAUUCAUUAAACAAAAUCCACAGAAUAGUGAAAAUACAAAUAAAAUUAAUGAAAAAGAGAAAGCUGAAAAAGCGAAUGAUGAUAGAGUUGAAAAAGGGGGUCAAAAAGAUAAAAAUAAAGACAAAAACAGACUAGACAAUGAAACAGAUAAGGAAAAAAAUAAAGUGUUAAAAGACAAAAUAGAUAGAGACAGGGAUGAAAAGGAGAGAAGUAAAGGUAGUGACGAUAAAAAGACUGAAAAUAAGGGCAAGGAGAAUAAUAGAAAAGCAGCGGCCGUUAGCAGCGUGUUUGUCAAACCUGUUAAGUUUAAGAAGUCUAGCGUGGCGAAUGGACGUGAAUACACGUCAGCAGAAGACCACGUGAUCGUCGCGUGGAUAUCCGUCGGGAACAGGAUGCGGAUGGUCAACGGCAAUGCCAUAUGGCGGGAGCUGCAGAGCGAAUAUACACGUCUCACGUCGCAGACCCGGUCGUGGCAUUCGCUCCGGAACCGCUACCUGCGCUACAUCCUGCCUUCGCUAGGCCAGCUGGCGCUGCCGCCAUCCCAAGUGUCGCGGCUACGCGCCGCCGCCGCCGUCGGUAAGAUAAAGAGUCAGCCCCGGCGGAACUCCAUAUUCAAAACCCAGCGCGUGGUCAGCGCGUCCACCGUCGGACGGAUACGGUUCCGGGCCGCGUCCGACUCCGACGCGGAUUCCGAUAAAAAAGCCUACAACAAGUCAUUUUGUAAAUGGAGUACAAAUGCAGUCACACGGCCACAAAAAGAAGCAGAAAAGAAUAGAAUUCAAAAAGAGUUGUACGAAAGAUUGGGUUUGAAAGUUGACUUCGUCAAGCAAGGGUUGCACUACGUGUCGCCUAGGUACUUCUUUUUGACAUUAGUGGUCCACAAGAGCAGAGUCAACCAUGUUGAUGAUGAUGAUGAUGAUGAUAUCCUGUUAUCCCUCACCACAGGGACAUAG